Messenger RNA from Trichobilharzia szidati, 3499 nucleotides. NCBI's taxonomy places the organism in Eukaryota, Metazoa, Platyhelminthes, Trematoda, Strigeidida, Schistosomatidae. The record is from the annotation of a GenBank genome assembly.
CAUAAUUGUUCACGAAUACGGUUAGAAAUCUCAGGCGCCAGAAUAACCUAUCCCGAUGUUGUAUAUUGUUAUUGGUGUUCGUUCUUGAUCGUUUUCAGGGAUAACGAAGCUUCUUCAGACACUCGUCUCUGGCGAUUGAGUUUCUUUAAUUGUAUCAUGCGGAUUUUCUAGAAUAUCAGAUAUGGUUAAGGGAAAAUUUCAGACAUACUUUCCGUUUGAAAAGGAUUCUAUGACAUAUAGCUGCCUUCAUUGUCGCGCUCAUCUCGCUCGUCAUGAUGAUCUUAUUAGUAAAUCUUUCCAGGGAAGUCAAGGUCGUGCUUAUUUAUUUAAUCAGGCUGUAAAUGUUCGUUGUGCUGAAGCUAAACAGCGCGUCUUAUUAACUGGAUUACAUUUUGUAGCUGAUAUAUUUUGUGCAUGUUGUGAUACAGCACUUGGUUGGAAGUAUGAACGUGCUUUUGAACCAAGUCAACGAUAUAAAGAAGGCAAAGUAAUCAUUGAGCUGGUACAUUUAUAUAAAGAUAAUAGUUGGGAUGCUGAAUGGUUGUAUCCAUUGUAUCCAGCUACAACUACUACAACUACUAGUACUGCUGUUUAUACUAAUAAUUCAAAUAAAACAAAAGUCACAUCUGUAAAUUGUAAAAAGUCACAUUCAGUCACUAUAAGUGAUUAUCAUAAUUAUGAAAGUGGAAAAUUUCAAUCAUCAUCUCUACGCUCUUCACAGAUUCCUGUAUGUAAAUCUUUAUCAUCAACUGCUGACGGUGGUAUAUUCGAGUCGUCGACAACAGAUUUAAUUGAUGUAAAUGAUGAUUCAUACACAAAUUUUGCUCAUCACCAGCAACAACAUCAACACCAACAUCAUCAUCAUUCUCAUUCGCAUUCUCAUCAUCCUACAUCACACAAUCAUCAUCACCAUCAUCAUAAGCAUCAUUAUCACUCGAAUUCUUCAUCUAUCUCUUCCUCUACCUCCACGUCAACUUCAUCGUCAUCUUCUGUUCACACACAACAAUCAUCAUAUACAUCUUUAAUGCCUAACGAUUCAUUAUCAUAUCGGUUAAGUUCAUCGUUGAAUGCAACUGGUUGGGCGUUUCGUAUACCACCUACAGCGACAUCAUCAUCAAAUAAAGGCAGUCAUAGUUAUUGUAAUAAUAGUGGUAGUAGUAAUAGAAAUACAUGCCUAUUAGAUUUGUCUGAUUCAGGACGUGUUAGUGAUUAUCAUCGGAAUUCUGCAUCAACAUCAAUAACUGAUAAUAACAACAAUAAUAAUAAUAGUAUGGGACAUUUAAAUCCUGUCUGUUCUAUUGAUAAUAAUAACAAUGAUAGUAAUAAUGACAAUAAUAAUGAUGAUAGUGGUGUUGAAAAUAAUGAUAAUGUGACAUCAGAAAGUGUAUAUACUACUGCUACUGAUAAUAGCUGUAAUCCCAAUAAUAAUAGUAAUAAUAAUGGCAAUCAAAUCAUCAUAAUGAAUGAUAAUAACAGCAAUAAAAAUCAUACAGAUCAUGAGAAGUUUACAAAAUCGAAAUCACUUACUCCUAUUAAUAUGAAACUGUUUCCUGAAGGUCAGUCAAGUAUUGUCACUAGUACUAACACUACUACGGCUAGCACCACUAACAAUAAUAAUAAUAACAGUAAUGGUAUUACAUCUGGACAUAAUCGACUCGAAGCAAAAUCAUCUGAAAUGUCUACUGUUGAUAUGCAUGCUGGUAAUAGGAACAAUCGUAUACCAAUGGAUGAUAUAUGCUUAAGAAAAUUAUCUCAGUUUUCAACUCCACAAGCUAGACGAAUUUCAAAAAUUAAUCCAUCAAAUCUACGUGUUACAAUCACAUCUAGUUUAGGUAAACGUGGUCGAAAACGUUCAAGACAUCGACGUCGAGCUUCUUCUGCAUCACCAUCAAGAGAUUUUCUCCUACCCACUGGCUCUGAAGAUGAAGAAACCGAUGAUAUACCUGAAUUAAGCGAUUUCAAUCAUCAAUCGCACAAUGUUGUACAAGUACAACAAUAAGUACAAUACCUGUAACUCAUGAGACGAUACAUAGACAGAUAAACUUGGUUCCCAAUUAUCCUCUUGGAUUUCGGUGAAACCUACAACGCACACGCACACAUACACACACAUAUAUAGACAAACUUCGUUGAAAAGUGCAAGAUAAAUCAUUAUCACUUUAUAAAUGCUGUGACUUUAUAUUAAUAUUAUUAUUAUUAUUUCAAAACAAUUCAAGAAAACCAUAUGUCUUUCGAGCUUUUAUGUGCAUUGAUAAAACAGAUUAAUUUAUUCAAUGAAAAGUACUCACUUCUAGUUGUCCCAUCUGCCUACCUGCCUGCCUGCCUUUUGAUAUGACAUAUCUCCCUUAAUUAUUUCAUUGUUUAUUUAUACCUCGUUUUGUUUGUUCUAGGUGUACUUAGUUGUGUAAAAAAAUACUUUCCCCCCCUCCUGUUACAUACAUGUAGUGGGGCUAGGGGUAGGUGGUAGAUGGGUUGGAGUAUUCAUUUUUCACACAUUAUUAUUAUUAUUAUUAUUCUCAUCAUCACAACCCAACAUACUUAUAGCUAUACAUUCACUUAUAUAUUUAUACCUAAAUCUAUUCACUGUAUGUCAAUAAUGUCCACUUUCUAGGUGAAGUUAUCGUGUCCAAUCAGAAUAGCUUUUGAUCGCGUGACUUAUACAACAACAACAACAACACCAAUAACAACAACAAACAAUAAAAUAAAAACGAAUAUAUAUAUAUAUGUAAACCUACACAUAUGCUGUUAAUUUCCUUGGAACAUUUUUUAAUAUUAAUUAUGAUAUUAUUGAUUAGCAAACAAAGGUAACAACAGGAUUAUUAUGCUAUCGAAAAUUACCAAACAUAAAGAAUAAAGAAGUAAAUAAGUGACUUGUGAGGCAAUUCAUGUUCUGUGAUAAAAAAACAAUUAUCUGAGUUGUUGAACACGUUGAAAAAAUGAUUACGAUAUGUAUUCAAAUAUAUACAUACGCAUAUAUUAUUGAAUGUAAAAUUUCGCAUAAAACUAUUAUUAUUAUUUUUAAUAAACUCUUCAGCUUGAGUGAUUUGUGUCUUUCAUCAACUUAAAGAUAAGAAAAUGGUGGAGUGGUGGGAGAACCAACCAACCAACAGCUUUUUCUCCUAACUAAUUACAUAAUCAUCCUAAAAUCGGGGCAGGGGGGAGGCAUUACCCCCGCCGUCUCCUUUCUCGCCACUCUCCCAACUCCUAACCACCUCCUUCCCCCGGCCACUUCUCAGUUCAAUUCAUAAAUAUAAAUAAACAAUUUACACAAAAGUGUGUUGAUAUGAGAAAAAAUAGACAACGCCUCUUGUGAAACUUUUAAUUACACCCUUCCUCCUUUUUACCUAUCCAACUUUGUAUUCAUUAAAUUGUUCUUACUUACUUAUUUAUUUAUUUACUUAUACACACUUACUCACACUUGAAAGAUUGUUCAGUCCUGCUUUCAUGAUGAAACAAGAAAUGAUAAUAAUAAAUGCAAUAUUUUAUUCUUAAUCUCAUGGAU